Macrosteles quadrilineatus (aster leafhopper) is the source of this 1929-nucleotide messenger RNA. Its product is annotated as radial spoke head protein 3 homolog B-like. The record is from RefSeq and is a predicted model, not a curated record. The transcript has 10 exons. Gene Ontology annotation, cellular component: cilium. Bases 33 to 1739 code for a protein of 568 amino acids. NCBI's taxonomy places the organism in Eukaryota, Metazoa, Arthropoda, Insecta, Hemiptera, Cicadellidae.
AGAAUUUCUCACGUACAAUAUUAUGUGCGACCAUGAGCGUUGCUGAGGCGAUCUAUGGCGCGAAUGGAUCGGAGAAGACAAAGCUGGCCAAUGGCGUCGCGUUCAAGGUCUUCGAUGACAUCAAGAAGUCAAACAAACCGCGGCGCGACGGCUUCAACAACUUGGCCAACUCGAGCGACAGCAUCUACAAGAACCACAACUACUAUCACAAGAACUGCUUCACGCCAGCGGACAACUUCAACACGUACGUCAAAGCGAGCGGGAAGAAGGAGAACAACGCGUCUAAGGAGUUCUUCAACAGCCUCGACUCCAAGCUGAGGAAUCUGAACGCGCCGAGGAAGCGGACGAAGACGGCGUUGGAGAACAGGCCGAUGUUUGUGACGACCGUGAAGACUGGGAUAUUUCUGGAGCCUCCUCCCGAGAUCGCGGCCAUACUUGGUCUCCAGAGUUUCAACUCUUCGGUGAACGGAUCUUCGGGCUCGACUGGGUCGCUGCAUCCUUCUAACAACGGUGACGAAGUGAUCAUGUACAGCUUCGCCAGUCAGCCUAGGGUUGUGAACCAGAGGAAUGGCAGGAGUAGGGUGACGCCGCCCAAGGAGAACAAGAGAGGCAACAAUAACAGCUACAACAACAACAGCAACAACAACAACAACAACAACAAUGGUAGUCUCAACAACGUGAGGAAGAAGCGUGACCUGAACGCGUCAACUCCAAAGAAGACAGAUGGGAGUCCCUUGCCCUACGGCAACAUCAUGUUUGACCGACGAGUUGUUAGAGGCAGCACUUUCGCUCAACAUCCGACCCCAACGGCGAGGUGUGAUUCCCAGGCGGCCAGGCAGGCGGAGGCCCGACGACGGUCCAUGGCUCGCAGGAAGGCCCAGGGGCAGCAGACGAGGGCGAUGAGGCUCAGGAUCGGGACUCCGCCCCCGGUGGAAGGUAGACAGCACGAGGUUGUGCAGACUGACCAGUACAUGGAGGAGCUGUUCGACCAUCCGCCUGGAGCGACAGUCUCCUGCCAGACUGACUUCUUUCUGGACCGUCCGGAAACCCCGGUCUACGUUCCCUCCAAGACGGGACGAGACGUGGAGACGCAGAUAUAUCCAGGAGAGCUGUUCCACUUCGACACUGAAGUGCAGCCUAUCCUGGAAGUCCUGGUUGGCAAGACUGUGGAGCAGGCGAUGGUCGAAGUCCUGGAGGAGGAUGAGCUUGCGGCGAUCCGCGAACAGCAGCGAAGGUACAAAGAGAUCAGAGCUGCGGAAAAGGCUGAGGAACAAAGACUGGAGGCACAAGAACUGAGGAGGAGAGAAGAAGCGGAGCAGCGGAUGGCCGAGAUGGCGGAGGCGGCGCGGAUACAGAAGGAGACCGAGGAGAGGGUAGCAGCCGCGGUCCUCACUCAGGGAUACAUCGCCGACCUGCUGCCGUCCGUGCUGGAGGGGCUUAAAGAGGCUGGCUACUUCAUAGACGACAUCAGACAAGAUGUGGAGGAGAACUUCAUGACGUGGCUGAUGGGAGAAGUGAAGCUGGAAAUGCAGCGAAUGGUGGACAACAGAGACUUGCUUUCUGAGAUAGUCCGUGAGAUCCUGGAGACGCGGGCGGAGGUGUACCGAGCGAUGAGUGACGGCGUUGCUGCGGACAGACCCGGCAGUGAGGAGCCCACGUCCACGCCGCUGCCUGGAGUGUCGUCCGUCGUGUUCAGCAAGGAGGCGGAGGACGAGGUCCAAGAGACCGGCGACAGCUAGACAUCGCAUUCGUGAACAGCGAAUGGUGGACUAGCAUUUGGGUGCCUAAAGAAGCAAUAAGUUCAAUUAUUUAUUUUAACCGAAAACCUUUGAAUCAAAGCAGAAAUUUAUAGUAGAUUUGGUAACAAUUCCUAUGUUUAGAGCUAGCCUUGUAAGAUAUAGGUUGUACAAUAAAUUUCGAAUGACAUAA